Molecule: messenger RNA, 580 nt
Organism: Dentiscutata erythropus
Lineage: Eukaryota; Fungi; Glomeromycota; Glomeromycetes; Diversisporales; Gigasporaceae
Source: the annotation of a GenBank genome assembly
CAAAUCUCUUAUGAGGAAGUUAUUAAAAAUCCAGAUUUGAUGCCGCAUGAAUGGGUUAAUAAUCCUUUUGCUCAUGAGAAAAUUACCAAAGAUAGAGAAAGAUUGAUGAAUCACAUAAAAAUUAUUUCUGAAAAAAAAUUCUAUCCAAAGAAUUUUCUCUUUUUUGGUGAUUCAGGUUCUGGGAAAACCACUAUUGGGGAAAAUUUGGCCAAAUUAUUAGCUAAGGAGAAAAGAUAUUGUACAAAAGCAGUUGAUUCAAAUUAUAUUAAUGAGUAUGAAAAUGAAGAAAAAUUUGAGGAUUUAUUGAAUCUUUGUGAAAAAGAUCCCUAUCCUUUUAAUGAUAUUUUUAGUUUUAGAAAACGUGUAUUUGAUGAUAGGAAUAUUAGAAGUCCUCAAAAAAGAAUUGGUUUACAUAGAAGAUUUUCAAAAUAUGAAGAUUAUACGCAUGGUUACAUGAUUCAAUUAUUAGGUCGAUACCAAUCAGGAAAAGUUGACUAUCAUAUUUCUUGGCUUGAACCUGAUAAACCAGGUGAUCUUUUAGAUUUUAUCAAUGGAAGAUUUAAUAUGAAAUUUGUAGAAG